Molecule: messenger RNA, 3789 nt
Organism: Topomyia yanbarensis
Lineage: Eukaryota; Metazoa; Arthropoda; Insecta; Diptera; Culicidae
Gene: TBCD
Product: tubulin-specific chaperone D
Exons: 3
Coding region: 148-3618 (1156 amino acids)
Biological process (GO): bicellular tight junction assembly; tubulin complex assembly; microtubule cytoskeleton organization
Cellular component (GO): lateral plasma membrane
Molecular function (GO): GTPase activator activity; beta-tubulin binding
Source: RefSeq, a predicted model, not a curated record
UUUUCUCGUUUUUCUCCAAUUUUCGCAUUUUCAUCGCUUCAAUUCAUUCAAUCGAAUCGAACAGCAAAGUAGAAGUGAAACAUUUUUCAGCAACUGUUGUGAAAUAAUCGUGUUUUCAGAAUUUUCCGGUGAUAAACCGACUACAAAAUGGUCGAAUCCGUUGCGGACGAAUGCAAAAAUCCGGAUGAUGGGCCACAGAAUGUGCUGGAUGCGUUCAACGUUCAGGAUAAGCAGCGAGUUUGGGAACUAAUUCGGCAGCUGCCGGUACCUACUCUGACAGAAGAUCGAUUUGAGGAAGCUUUCGAAGAAUACACGGAAGUUUUGGGCAAGUAUCAGGAACAGCCUCAUUUAUUGGACGGUAGCUUGGAGGAACUGGUUCAGGGAUUGCUGAGUUUUGUACUGGACACGGAACAGAACCAGCUGGUGAAACAUAGAGCGGCGAAAUUUCUCUAUCAGCUGUGUAAGGUACGGACGUUCAAAGCUUUCCAGAAGUGCUUGCCGCAUGAAAUUCGGUAUUUGAGUUUCGUGCUAGGAUACCUGGAGCAGCAGGAUCUCGAGGAUUGGAAGUACUGGGAGACACGGUUUUUGUGUUUGCUGUGGCUGUCGAUUUUGGUGUUGAAUCCGUUCGAUUUGAGUCGGCUGGAUGGAAACGAUGGAGGUAAAAGUACGAUGGAACGGAUUUAUGAAGCUUGUAAAAUAAAUUGUCUGAAGGAGGAUACUUGUACGCCAGUUGCGGCUUAUCUUACCUCAAAAUUUUUAAUAAGGAAUGACGUUAAGAAAGUUUACUUGGAGGACUUUCUUGAUUGGGCUAGCAUUACGGAUCUUGUGAUAGAUCCGAAGAUUGGUCCAUUAGCUGGAAUAGCUUGCGUGCUGAAGCACGGAAAACGUGAGGAUCUCCUCCCUUAUGCUGAAAAAUUGGCUAGUUUUGUGCUGCAUUUGGACUAUGAACAAAUAUCUAAGAAUUUCAAAGUCUAUAAAACUUGCAUUAAAGUCAGUCAGCGGAUUGGGAUGGUCAUGCUUCCGCCUCGAAUAGCCAAGUGGCGGUAUCAGCGGGGAGCGCGGUCGCUUUUGGCUAACGUUCCUAAACCUGUAACCGUUGCUUCCCUACAACAGGAUGUUUCCAAAUUAGAAGAUUCUUCUCCGGAUGAAGCCGAGGAAGAGGAUGACGAAGAGGUACCCGCAGAGAUUGAGGAAAUUAUCGAACGACUUCUGCUGGGAUUGAAGGGUAACGCAACUAUCGUUCGUUGGAGCUCUGCUAAAGGAAUUGGGCGUAUUACGAAUCGAUUACCUAAGGCACUGGGGGAUGAAGUCGUGUCCUCGGUCAUUGAAUUGAUCAAUCCGAUGGAACAGGAUGCCGCAUGGCACGGAGCAUGUCUAGCGUUGGCAGAGCUGGCCCGACGUGGUCUUUUACUGCCGGGGCGGCUUACCGAAAUCAUUCCACUGUUGCUGCAGGCUUUGGUGUACGAUGAAAUGCUUGGCUAUCGAAACGUUGGACAGAAUAUUCGAGAUGCAGCUUGUUACAUGUGUUGGGCCUUUGCCAGAGCGUUUCAUCCCGUUAUCCUGCAACCGUUUGUGGAACAAAUUGCCUCCGCACUGCUGGUGACGGCCGUUUUCGAUAGGGAAAUCAACUGUCGCAGAGCGGCGUCGGCUGCCUUUCAGGAAAGUGUUGGACGGUUGGGAAACUUCCCGCACGGAAUCGAUAUUCUGACGAUGGCGGAUUUUUUCUCUGUUGCGGUGAGGAGUAACGCGUUUCUUCAAAUCAGUGAUUAUAUAGCUCAGUUUGAUGAGUAUCGGAGGAAGUUGAUAGAUCACUUGAUUGAACGGAAAAUCAACCAUUGGGAUACAAACAUUCGCGAAUUGUCCGCGCAGGCUUUAAGUAACUUCACCAAACGGGAUCCGCUCUACAUGCGCGAUGUAGUACUGUCGAAACUUUUCGACUUGACUGAAACGACGGAUCUGAAUGCUCGCCAUGGGGCAACGUUGGCCAUUGGAGAGGUUAUUCUUUCACUUCGACGGCUGAGCGAUGAACAGGAUGGAAUUGAGACAGAGAUGUACAUUUCCAACCAGAUUAUCGAGCGUGGCGGACACUUGGUGAUUAAAUUUCGACAGCGUGGGCAGUUUAAAGGGAUGAGUGGAACGUACAUGAAGCAUGGAUGCGCCAGUUUUAUUCGAAACUGUAGCGAGGCGGAACUGGCUCUAAGUAGGGAGCAGAUCGAAUCCUGGCAGCUCCUGUUAGACGAAUCUGUUGUUGACGAAAAGACUACCACCAGGGAGCUUGCGGUGAGUGCGUUCUCCGCAUUCUGCACGACAUACUAUCGAUCGGAAGAUACCGCAAAACUCACCGAUCUGAUCGACAGUUAUCUCCGAGACCUAUGCGACACGAAACUGGAACACAAAGCCCAAGGCAUAGCAUCCGCUCUGGGUGCACUGCCGAAAUUUAUGCUGGAGCUCAGGCUUGUCGAUAUUCUUAGGGCACUUGAUCAGAAGACAGUUCUGCCGGAAAUGUUCGCCGUCGGAUACAACCAUUCCGAAAUGCGACGCGAUUGUAUCAAGGCACUGGCUAGCGUUGUUCAAACGGUUGGUUUCGAGAACAGCACGCUGGAUCUGGACAAAGUUUACAAAAUUUACAUACGAGCCCUGGAGGAGUAUGCGAUUGACAAUCGAGGAGAUAUUGGGUCUUGGGUACGAGAAGCCGGCAUAAAUGCAUUGUUCCAAUUUUUAACCACUUGCCCGGAAAAUUUUUUAACCCCGGCGCAGGUCCAGAAAGCUUUGAUCGCUAUCGCUAAACAAUCGGUUGAAAGAAUUGACAAAAUUAGAGCGGUAGCUGGAAAAACUUUUGUUUCUUUGAUCUACCACCAACCGGAAAUUCCGCAUAUCGAACAUAAGGAAACACUUCGCAGCAUCUUUCCGGAAGACACUUCCGAGAUUCUGUGGUUAUUCCCACAUCACACAUUCCCGCUGUUCAUACAGUUGCUCGACAUUCCCGAGUACGUGGACAGCAUCGCCGAAGGAUUAAUACUCUCCGUUGGAGCUCCAACCGAAUCGCUGCACAGCUGUGCAGCUAAAUUGAUGAACGAUUAUCUCAAAAACCACGAACAAUUUAUUCCACAAUUUGGAGCGACCGUACUGAGAACUCUGCAGGGAAAAACCACUAAAGAUACCCUCUUCAUGACCUCCACCUUCCAGUUCAUCUCUGAGUUGCUGGCAUCCACCACCAACACCCGGCUGCUGCUCUCCGACGAGUCGUCCGAUUUCCCGGAGGCAAUCUUUACCGUCGUAAACGAUCUGGUCGCUCACGGCAAGAAACACUUCAAUUCCAUCCCGGUGUACUGUGCACUCAUACUGGCCCCGAAGAUCUGCAAGCGAGUGCUCAGCAAGCUGGUAAUGUAUCUGGGAAUGCUGUGUGUUAAUAUUCGACGCGAAACUGCUCUCAAAAUGUACGAAACCCUGUUGGUGUACGGUGAUCAAACGUGCAUCCCGGAGGAGAAUCUGGACGAGGUACUGGCCUGUCUGAGCGAGGAGAAAUGGGACGGAGAACUGGAGGAAGCCAGAAAGAUACGAAAUCAGCUGUGCGUUCUACUAGGAAUCAAACCGCCGGUGGUGCGGGUGAAGAAGUGAAAAGCUACACAUACUGUUUUACGGAAUCGAAUGAUGCACAGUGUAUGAAUCUAUACUUAUAGUCAUUACUUCACGCUCACUAAUAUUUUACAGUUUUGAUAUUUAUGUAUUCAUUAAAGUAGUCGCAGGACGAUGCACGUUCGGGUGAUAAUAAAAUCAUGCUUGUACUAA